Molecule: messenger RNA, 1362 nt
Organism: Nerophis lumbriciformis (worm pipefish)
Lineage: Eukaryota; Metazoa; Chordata; Actinopteri; Syngnathiformes; Syngnathidae
Source: RefSeq, a predicted model, not a curated record
AUGUUUGAAAUUUCAUUGUUUCUACGGAGGACAUUUAACAGAAGUGGAAAGCUAACGCCGAGACUUGUGUGUUCGCCAGCUGGUUACACGAGUAAUGAUGGAGUUCAAAAACAUAAGAAACCAAAACGAGCUUCAUUUCCAAAGGUAAUCAGAACAAGUAAAAAAGAAAGGUCUUCCUGUCAAUUCAUUCUGGACCAUUUUGACCUGCAGUACAGUGAGGAGCUUGGGGACCUGUGGACAACUGUGAGAUCUGUGCUACUUGACCCUCAGUCUUGGCAGUAUGGCGUAUUGCUCAAUCGCUUCACUGUAGUGACAGACAUCAAGCGUGUCCUCUUGUCACAAGGCUUUUCCACACUACUGCCUCAGAAAGAAGCCCUGACAUUGUCUGGUGUUUUGCGCACCGUCUUCAAUGCUGAAUGUCAAACGUCAGAAGAGCCUCUCCUCGAGCGUCUUGGUGAUAACUCCCUUUUCCUCCCUGACAAUAGCUCUGGAUCUCCCAUUCAGCAAGCUCAAUCAGAACCUUGCCUCGGUCCGCUUUCCUCGUCACUGCAGUGUUAUAUCCACCCAUAUCCACUGCGUUUUCCAUCACAGGCUCACAGGCCCGGGCAAUUAAAGCAGUACUACCUCCUCAACGCUGCCUCUGUGCUCCCAGUGCUCGCUUUGCAAGUCAGAGAUGGAGAGAAGGUUUUGGAUCUUUGCUCUGCUCCCGGGGGCAAAGCAUUUGCUAUAAUGCAGUGCGCUGCCCCAGCAUUCCUCUGCUGUAAUGAGCCCGAUGCUCACAGACGCGACAGGCUGGCUAAGACCUUGGAGUCUUUCCUGCCGCACUCGUUGAGCAGCAAAGUGGUUGUUACAGACCAAGAUGGCCGGUCCUUUGGGCAAAGUCAGCCAGGGAUUUAUGACAAAGUCCUGGUUGAUGCUCCAUGCUCCAAUGACAGGAGCUGGCUGUUCUCAUCUGCUGGCCAGCAGGUGGAACAGAGGUUAAAGGAGAGAGGCAAGCUGCCGCAGCUCCAGGUCCAACUUCUAAGGUCUGCACUGUCAGCAGUGCGUCCAGGGGGCACAGUGGUCUAUUCAACAUGCACCAUGUCCAGCUCGGAGAACUUUGCUGUGGUUGAGGCUGUGCUUAAAGAGUGUCCUGAAGCUGAACCCGAGGACCUCUGGGAGGAGAUUGCUCUUCCCUUAUCGAACUACUUCACAUUUAGCCCUGCUCACCAUGUUAGUGGACUGCUACCUAACACCCAAUCUUUGCAGCCACAGUGUGAUGGCAUGUCCUUAUAUGACAGUUCGCUGGGUAUUCUAGUUGUUCCCCAGCCUUAUAAAACCUGGGGGCCAAUGUUUUUAUCUAGGAUUAGAAAGAAGAACUAA